Messenger RNA from Pieris napi, 1177 nucleotides. RefSeq names its product TATA-box-binding protein. Gene Ontology annotation, biological process: DNA-templated transcription initiation. The transcript is spliced from 6 exons. The record is from RefSeq and is a predicted model, not a curated record. Bases 327 to 1139 code for a protein of 270 amino acids. Gene Ontology annotation, molecular function: DNA binding; RNA polymerase II general transcription initiation factor activity. NCBI's taxonomy places the organism in Eukaryota, Metazoa, Arthropoda, Insecta, Lepidoptera, Pieridae.
GUGUAUAUACCUAUUGAUUUUAGUUUAUUACUUAAGUCAUUAGUCAAAUUUCUACUCUAUUAAUCCAAAAGACUUGCAUCCAUGCUCAUCUAAUAAUUAAUUUAAAAAAAACUAUCCACUAUCCAGAAAUUAAUAACAAACUUGAAAUAUUAAUAGUGUUCUGAUGUAUUUUAUAUAAUUGUAAAACUUGGAGUAGGCUGUAGGACAUAUCACAUUAGUAGUUUUGUAUUUAUAGAAAGACAAACCUACAACUAAAUGGUCAUACUCUUUACGAAAGUCCUUUUACGUUUCUGAGAUUGAUAAAAGCAAAUUUUCAAACCAUAAUAAUGGAAUCUACAGAACUCACCUGUAAUGACAUGUGUGAUGAAAUAUCAGGAAAAUGUAGGGAUGAUGAAUUGGAUGCAACAAAAAGAGUAAAAUCUAUUACAAUGUCAACACCAAGUCAAAAUAACCCUACGGAAACCCAAGUUUCAUCACAAACAAGAAUUGUGGGUGAAGUAUCUCUGACUCCUACAAAUCGGUCGUUUACCCCACAAAUUCUCAAUCCACAUUCCUCAAUGGUACCAAUUACCCCAAUGGCUAGUGCUGCCAGUCAAGUUAAAAGCAGUAUUAAAUUGCAAAAUUGUGUAGCAACUGUUAGUUUAGGAUGUGAACUUAACUUGUUAGAAAUUUAUCGUCGCACUAGGUAUUCUGAAUACAAUCCAGCAAGAUUUCAUGGAGUGGUUAUGAAAAUUUUAGAGCCCCGGGCAACAGCUUUGGUUUUCAGAUCUGGAAAAAUUGUGUGCACAGGAGCAAAAAACGAACAUGAUGCUUACAUUUCAACAAGAAAAUUUGCUAGAAUUGUGCAGAAGUUAGGAUUUCCGGUAAAGUUUUUAAACUACAAAGUUCAAAAUUUUAUUGCAACUGCAGAUUUAAGAUUUCCCAUUAGAUUAGAAGCACUCCAACAAGCACAUGGCCAGUUUGCAUCUUAUGAACCAGAACUUUUUCCUGGCCUGGUAUAUAGAAUGGUGCGGCCAAGGGUCGUUCUGUUAAUAUUUGUUAAUGGAAAAAUGGUUAUAACAGGUGGCAAGUGUCGGUCUGAGAUCAAUGAAUCAUUAGAUAUUAUUUAUCCUAUCCUUAGAAGUUAUAGGAAAAAUUAAUUAAAUAUAAAAUACUACGAUUGACAUGUUUUAAAAUG